Eucalyptus grandis is the source of this 2142-nucleotide messenger RNA. RefSeq names its product protein PIN-LIKES 3. The transcript is spliced from 12 exons. NCBI's taxonomy places the organism in Eukaryota, Viridiplantae, Streptophyta, Magnoliopsida, Myrtales, Myrtaceae. Gene Ontology annotation, cellular component: membrane. Gene Ontology annotation, biological process: endoplasmic reticulum to cytosol auxin transport. The coding region runs from base 479 to 1741 and encodes 420 amino acids. The record is from RefSeq and is a predicted model, not a curated record.
GGAGCUGGGAGAUAUGGUCAUACAUCGUCAAUUUUUGCGGCUGAAGAGAAGACAUUGGCACGGUCAGCAGAAGAUCAUAAAGGGCUAUGUUCAAUGUAUUUCUCCGGUGAACUCGGUUGUCAUUGAGAAGUCGCUCCGUCAGAUUGCGAUUGCGCUGGAGCUGCCCACCAAAGUUACUGGCAUUGCUGUUCACUCGUGCCCGGACGGUCGUGACAUCCCUGCUCCACCCGGGGAUCCUUCUCGGCAACUCUUUCAUCUCCAAGCGGAAGCCGGGCACCACCAGGCUGCAUUAUUUUUUUAGUUCCCUUUCACCUUGAGGUCUACCACCAAGGUAAGGGUCUCGGUUUGAUCGACGAAAAGGAAACGUGUUCAUAUUUGUCCGUUUGUACGCAGCAGAUUAGUCCUUGCCGACCUCGGUAUCCAUCUACAACCACGUGUGUAAGACAGAUUCUACGUGAGGUUGAAAGAGAGAGUUUCAAUGGGUAUUCUCGAUCUGUUCGUUGUGGCCUUGAUGCCAGUUCUGAAAGUACUCUUGGUCACUGCUGUUGGCUCGCUUCUUGCGAUGGAGCGUAUAAAUCUGCUGGGGCGCGAUGCAAAGCAACACGUGAAUAAUUUGGUGUUCUACAUAUUCAGUCCAUCAUUGAUAGCAAGCAAGUUGGCUGACACAAUUACACUCAGCAGUCUGGUUACUUUAUGGUUCAUGCCAGUGAACAUUCUUCUCACAUUCAUUAUUGGCUCAGCGCUCGCUUGGGUACUGAUAAAGCUCACAAGAACUCCCCGGCAUCUCCAAAGCCUUGUCAUAGGUUGCUGUGCAGCAGGAAACUUAGGAAACUUGCUCUUGAUUAUACUUCCUGCUGUCUGCACUGAGACAAAUAGUCCAUUUGGAGAUUCAUCCACCUGCUCCACUUAUGGCGAGGCAUAUGCUUCCCUGUCUAUGGCGAUAGGCGCCGUGUACAUAUGGUGCUAUGUGUACCCGCUCAUGAGGAUAUCUGCAGAGAAGAGAGCUGAAGAAACAGACCCAAAGGACUCCACAGCAAGCCUAAAUGCUGAUGAAGUAAUUUCAGGUGGACUUCCAGAGAUCAUCACAGAACCAUUACUUGCUUCAGAGGAUUCUCCAAGCCCUAUGGACUGCGUUAGCCAAGAAGAUGAAAUUUGUCAAACGAGGUUCGAGGGAAAAACAAAGAUAUUAUGCCUCAAGAAGAUCAGGCAGCAUAUAACAACUAUUACAGAGCAUAUUGACAUAAAGAAGUUGUUUGCACCUUCUACAAUUGCAGUGAUUAUCGGUUUCAUAAUUGGAGUUGCAUCUCCAAUCCGGAAACUCAUAAUUGGUGAUGAUGCUCCUCUGCGCGUGAUCUACAAUGCGACAGAUUUGCUAGGGGAGGCUGCAAUUCCAUGUAUCACUCUGAUAAUUGGAGCCAAUCUUUUAAGAGGCUUGAAGAGAUCAACAGUUAGUCCCGUAGUUAUCAUAGGGGUUAUCACGAUCAGGUAUAUUGCCUUGCCAUUGAUCGGUAUCGGUGUCGUUAAAGCUGCUCACCACUUUGGCAUGGUUGGAUCAGACGCGCUAUAUCAGUUUACCCUCAUGCUUCAAUUUGCCCUUCCGCCAGCAAUGAAUGUCGGUACAAUCACGCAGCUGCUGGAAGCCGGCGAGAACGAAUGUUCAAUCAUUAUGUUAUGGACAUACGCUGUAGCAUCGUUGAGCCUCACCUUGUGGUCUACAUUCUUCAUGUGGAUUGUCACAUAAGUACAUUCCAUUUGGCUUUUAUUUUCCUCUUUUUCUUUUUUUUUUUUCAAAUCCAAUGCGAAACCCGUGUUGUGACCUUUCCCGGGGAAGGGCAUUAUACCUUAGUAGAUCCUUAGAACUGGAUGAACUUUAUCUGUCAUUCUUUUGGUGGAAGUAACUGUAUCUCACAGAGAAGAGAAAAGGAUGGAAAGAUAUACACUGGCGAUUCGAAAUGUUCUGUUUAUUUCCUACAGGUGUGAUCUUCUAAAGCAUAGGAUCCUAACUGCACGGAAUCUGCAUUCAAUAUAUGCAUCUGGUUUCUUCUUCAGUCAUUGGUAGAACUUUGUACAGUUAAUGAAGUUACCAACUUUUAUUCGAAAUUACCAAUUUUUAAUUCAAUCGAUGUACUAAUAUUCGUCUAA